AUGGUGCUUUUGGAUGAUUUGGCAUGUGGCGCACACCGGGGUGUGUUCCAACGGAAGUCUGAGCGACGAGCGCGAAUGGAAGAGGCCAAGGCCUUAGGCGAGGAGAUCCAACAGACCAAUGAGGCCAAGCAGAAGGUUCAAGAUGCCUUGGCGACUUUGAAUGAGAAGCUCAGGGAGGCGAAGGAUGAAGCUGCGGUGGGCCAUGCGGACGCAGCGAAGCGGGCUGAGACAUUGCAAGAGCUGCUGUCGAAAGAGGAGCCUCGACUGAUUCAGCUCUUUGACGAGAAACGGCAGAGGUAUGAGUUGGACUUUGGGCGCUUAAGAGAGCUGAAGCGCGAGAUCAGCCACUUAGAGCAUGCGGAAAAGAAGCUUGAGACCACGGUGCAGUCUGAGUUCCAGCAUUGGCGGAAGGCUGUGGCGCAAAGGUAUCCUGGCCCGGGGGCGCACAACGGCGAGCAGAGGGACAAAGAUCAAGAUCCCCAAGAUCACAGCGACCCUGGGAAGGUCGCGGAGGUCGCGGCGCCAAUGCCAAUUGAUGUGGAUCCAAAGGACGAUCCUCAGGUGGCGAAAGUGGAAAAGGCACUGGAAACUUUACGCUUGCGCCUACAGGAAGCUGAAGAUGCAAAGGACGAGCCCAGGCGCCGUGUGCUGGCCCAGUUGUUGUUGAACGAGGAGCCCAAGUUGGCUCGCCUCAGGGCUCGUGUGGCGAACUAA
This is a messenger RNA of Cladocopium goreaui, 714 nucleotides long. NCBI's taxonomy places the organism in Eukaryota, Dinophyceae, Suessiales, Symbiodiniaceae. The record is from the annotation of a GenBank genome assembly.